UAACGGACCCUGUCACCGGGCUACUGACCGUCUGCGAUAACAAACACAUCUACAAUGGCAUUCGUUUCGAGUACAAGUGUUUUGUUUAUAUUAUUCAUAUCGAUUUCCGGCAAAUCGAUACCAAACAGUUAUAUAGAAAAUCGAAUCAAUUUGAUCGAACGUGAAGUGGACAUGCAAUUAGGAAGUGAAUUGGUUUUGAACGAUGAUGAAAAAUUAGCAAACGAAAUAUUAAUGCAUUGGAAACAAAAGGAAAUCGAAGAAUCGUUUCGUAAUCCACAAUAUUUUAAUUUCUCCAAACAUUAUUUUGAUUACAAGAACGAUAUUCCUAAAUCUAAAGUAUAUCAGAUUAUAAGAGGGAUGCCUAAAGGCGCUGUGCUACAUGUCCAUAGCUCACUGAUGCUUAGUACAGAUCGUUUACUAAAUCUGACGUACGAAAAUAAUUUGUAUAUGUGCAAAAAUGAAAUCGGUGAUUUACAAUUCAGAUUUUCUGAAGAUAUUCCCAAAUGGCCUUGUCAUACAAGUUGGGUGCUGUUAAGUGAUCUGAGAAGUUUAGGUGAUGCAACCAAAUUCGAUGAAUCGUUAAAGAAUUAUUUCACUCUAUUUUCUGGAUCAAGUCGAGGUUGUGACAAAAUCGAUAUUAAUACAAUCUGGCGAAAAUUUGAAAAGAUUUCGAACGUUAUAUCUCAACUAAUAAUUUAUAGACCAGUCACUGAAAAGUUCUUUUACGAAGCCUUGAAUGAAUUUUACAAUGAUAACAUACAGUACAUUGAAAUUAGAAGUGGUUUGAAAAGUCUAUACGAAUUAAAUGGAACAGUACAUGACAAAUUGUAUAUGCCGAGAUUGUACCGUGAUGUAGCUGAGCGUUUUAAAAGAGAUCAUCCGGACUUUGUAGGCGUUAAAUUGAUCGUUACCAGACACAGACUAAAGACGGAUGAAGAGAUACGCAAGACUAUUAAUUUAGCGAGGCAGGUAAAGCAAGAAAUGCCGUCGUUCUUAGCCGGUUUUGAUCUAGUAGGACAGGAAGAUUUGGGCAGAUCGUUAUCUGAUAUACUGCCAUUGCUGAAUGAAGCAAAGAAUGAUUUGAAAUAUUACUUCCAUGGAGGCGAAACUAACUGGUACGGGACAUCAACGGACGAGAAUUUAUUCGAUGCUGUUCUUUUGGGAUCGAAGCGUAUAGGUCACGCGUAUGGAUUAAUAAAGCAUCCAUCUUUACUAAUGGCUGUCAAACAAUACGAUAUAGCGUUAGAAGUGAAUGUUGUGUCUAAUGCGGUGUUGGGUUUAGUCCAUGAUGUGAGGAAUCAUCCGUUAGCGACGUAUUUAGCUCUAGGUCUGCCAGUUGUGUUAUCAAGUGAUGACCCGGGAGUGUGGGGCGCGGAUCCAUUGUCUCACGACUUUUAUAUCACUUUCAUGGGUGUUGCGAGCAAGCGCGCUGACUUGCGUCUUCUAAAGCAACUAGCGAUUAACUCUAUUAAAUAUAGUACGUUGGAUAUAAAAAAUAAGGAGGCGUUGUACAGUGUAUUUCAUACUAAAUGGGAUGUUUUUAUCAAACAAGUAUUAACUCUGAGUACAAAUCUUUAAGACGAGGAAUGUGUAA
Molecule: messenger RNA, 1594 nt
Organism: Papilio xuthus (Asian swallowtail)
Lineage: Eukaryota; Metazoa; Arthropoda; Insecta; Lepidoptera; Papilionidae
Product: adenosine deaminase CECR1
Exons: 1
Coding region: 55-1578 (507 amino acids)
Biological process (GO): adenosine catabolic process; inosine biosynthetic process
Molecular function (GO): adenosine deaminase activity
Source: RefSeq, a predicted model, not a curated record